ACAAAGUAUGGGACAACACACUUGGCUUCACGUCACUUUCAGACUGUUAGAUCAUUAUGUUGCAUCUGACUGUAUAUAAAGUUCUCUCAUACAGCUGUGAGCAGAGUGAAAGGUGACUCUCUUAAAGAGGAGUUCAGAGGCCUUCUCGAACUUUAAGCCAAGACUUUUGGUUGUUUUUUGUCAUUUUUAAUGGUUUAGUACAACAUUUAUUUUAAAUGUUUUUUUUUCUUCCAACAGUAACACAAGAUACACAAGACUGAACACUAGAGAAAUACUAGGUUAUUUGUGUCAGCAUUGUUUGAUCUGGAGCCGGAUUUUGAGAAGGAAUGGAAAACAUCUCCCUUUCCCACAUUCUCACUGUCACAGCUCUGAAUGAGUGGGACUGGACCAGCAAGAUCAUAUUUUUUUCUAUUGCACUUCCAGGUUACCUUUUGACUGUUGUUCUGAAUGCCACCUUGAUUAUGAUUAUUGCUUUUGAGAAAGCUCUGCAUGAGCCGAUGUACAUUUUCUUGUGUAAUCUCUGUGUUAAUGAUCUGUGUGGAACUACAGGGUUUUAUCCCAGGGCCUUGGUGUAUUUACUCACAGAAACAAAUAGGAUUUCACUUGAGGAAUGCAUUGUACAAGGUCUUGUCAUUGUCGUCUAUGCAGUUGGUGAAUUUACAAAUUUAAGUGUCAUGGCGGUUGAUAGAUACAUAGCGAUAUGUCAACCUUUACAUUAUCAUAGUAUUAUGUCACCUUUCACUGUGCUUUGCCUGGUGAUUUUUCUUUGGGCAUUUCCUUGUUUUGCAAGUCUAUUAGCCAUUUUACUGGCUAUUAAAAACCCUAUUUGCAGAUAUGACAUAAGUAAACUUUUCUGUGAAAACCUGUCCUUGGUGAAUCUUGGAUGCAGACAAGAUAUUUCACAUGGGAUUUUUAAUGGAUGGAUGUAUAUCAGCAUGUCUGUCUUAAUUGGUUUGGUUCUGAUUUCCUAUUUUAAAAUAAUUCUAGCUUGUAGAAAAUCUAAAGUAAAUCAAGAAAAGUUCUUCAGCACAUGUACGCCACACUUGAUUACCUUUCUGAACUACGUAGCCUGUUCCUUUUUUGAUUCUUCCCAGACAGAAUUAAGAACAAAAACAUUGUCUCAUACUAUUUUGUCUGUUAUAUUCCUGACUGUUCCCCCUUUUAUCAAUCCUUUAAUAUAUGGUAUAAAAUUAGCUCCAAUUAGGGCAAAAAUAUUGUAUAUUUUCCGAAGUUCAAGGUUUAAAAACAUGUAGCAUUCACUGUUAUGAAUAAUUUAGUGCUGACUGCUUUUUGUGUCAUUGUGCGUCGCAGUGACGAUUCAUUAAAAGUGACAAUGAUAAAAGUUUUAUUUUGAACUGCAGAAGCAAGCAUGUGCUCAUAUAAUGUUAUUUAAAAAGGAUAAUGUAUUUUGAGCUGUUUAAAUGUACAUGAUUUAAUGGCUAAGAAAUAUAUGUAUAUUUAUAACAAUUGCUUAUGCCUUAGCAUUUGACACUGCAUAUAACACAUCUUUAAUGUUAUUAAAGUCAAUAAAAAAAAUGAAUGAGGCUAGUAUCACAUGCUUAGUUAGUUCUCAUUAUACAGUGGAUCUGUAUUGAAUGAACAAUGAUAACUGAAUCUCAGACGAGAAAACGACUAUCAAUGUAACACUUUGAUGCCAUCUUCUGGUAAAAACCUAAAUGCCACACAGGAUAUUUGUAAGAUUAUUGGCAAGCCAUAUACUUUCAUUAUAAUUUCACAUGUCUAACUACUUCUGCUUCACUGCCUCCAACCAAAACACAUCCAGCCAAAUGUUAAGAUGAUAAUGCAACCUAUGAAGUAAAGAAAAUUUGCAGAAUUUAUCAGACUAAGAAAGCAAAUGUGGCUUAUCCAUAGCUUGCAUAUAGUUAUAGUUGAUCCAUCAUUCUUAUUUGUGACCCUAAACCACAAAACCAGUCAUAAGGGUCAAUUUUUUGAAUUUGAGAUUUAUACAUCAUCUGGAAGCUAAAUAAUUAAGCUUUGAUGUAUGGUUUGUUAAUAUUUGGAUAAGAUACAACUAUUUGAACA
Molecule: messenger RNA, 2043 nt
Organism: Megalobrama amblycephala (Wuchang bream)
Lineage: Eukaryota; Metazoa; Chordata; Actinopteri; Cypriniformes; Xenocyprididae
Gene: or61c3
Product: odorant receptor, family 61, subfamily C, member 3
Exons: 1
Coding region: 327-1253 (308 amino acids)
Biological process (GO): G protein-coupled receptor signaling pathway
Cellular component (GO): membrane
Molecular function (GO): olfactory receptor activity; G protein-coupled receptor activity
Source: RefSeq, a predicted model, not a curated record